AAGGAUAAAAAUUUGUUCUUCGGCCAAAUUUCUGCUCAUUCCAUCACCGCCUAAAAACAAACGGUUCAAAUUCAUCGUUAUAUCAAGUCUAUUACGCUGCAUCACUACAGAUCCCUACCUCUUCUCUUCCUCCAAUUUUUUCUAUUCAUAAUCAUUACAUUUCCUUUAAAAUCUGAAUUAAUAAAUAAAUAGACCGAAAAUCCGAACUUAGUACGACAGAUGUCGGACGCCUAUUGUUCGGAUUGUAAGAAGAGCACGGAGGUGGUGUUCGAUCACUCCGCGGGGGACACAGUCUGCUCUGAGUGCGGACUGGUGUUGGAAUCGCACUCCAUCGACGAGACGUCUGAGUGGAGGACUUUCGCAAACGAAUCGGGCGAUAACGACCCGGUCCGUGUAGGAGGACCCACCAACCCACUUUUGGCCGAUGGCGGGCUUUCCACAGUUAUCGCAAAACCGAAUGGAGCUUCGGGCGAGUUCUUGUCGUCGUCGCUUGGUCGGUGGCAGAAUCGCGGGUCUAAUCCCGAUCGGGGUUUGAUUAUGGCCUUUAAAACAAUCGCUACUAUGUCUGAUAGGUUGGGCCUUGUUGCAACCAUUAAGGAUCGGGCAAAUGAGAUAUAUAAGAAGGUGGAAGAUCAAAAAUCUAGUAGAGGAAGAAAUCAAGAUGCAUUAUUGGCAGCUUGCCUAUACAUUGCUUGUCGACAAGAAGACAAGCCACGCACUGUUAAGGAAAUAUGCUCCGUUGCCAAUGGAGCUACAAAGAAGGAAAUUGGCCGAGCAAAAGAAUACAUUGUCAAACAGCUGGGCUUGGAGACUGGCAAGUCGGUGGAGAUGGGAACUAUACAUGCUGGGGACUUCAUGAGGCGCUUUUGUUCCAAUCUUGGUAUGAAUAAUCAAGCAGUAAAAGCUGCCCAAGAAGCUGUUCAGAAGUCAGAGGAGUUUGAUAUAAGGAGGAGCCCUAUAUCAAUUGCAGCUGCUGUUAUUUAUAUUAUAACUCAGCUUUCAGAUGACAAGAAGCUGCUUCGAGAUAUUUCACUUGCUACUGGAGUUGCAGAAGGGACAAUCAGAAAUUCAUACAAGGAUCUUCAUCCCCAUGUCACAAAAAUAAUACCAAAUUGGUAUGCCAAAGAGGAGGAUCUUAAAAACCUUUCCACCCCAUAAAAUGUAGAGCAUACAAUAAGGUUCAUUGAAUUUUUGACCAAACCUAGUUUGGUUGUGAAAGAGACUGCUGGCAAUAUAUUCACUAAUAUAAAUAGAAAAUUGCUGCCGGAACAAUUUUUGCAAAUCUUUUGAGUUUGUCAUUCAUAUUCUCUGUUCUUCUGAAAGACUGUAGUGUUUUGAACGGGAUUUGGGAAACUAGUAGAUACAUAAAUCUUCUUGCCUUUGGACAUUGCAUCGAUUUUUGUUGGAAUAUCAUCGUUGCCAACUCACUCGCCCAAGAAGGGAUAUGCUAUGAUCUUCAUGAGCAGAUUUAAUCUCUUUCAGAAGAUUUUCUUCAUUGAAAAUCAGCAAAGCUUUCUUAUAUCUUUUUAUAGUUUCAUUGGAAAUUAGAAAGGGAAUAAAGUAUUGGGCUAAAUGGGAGUCAAAUAGAGUAAAGGAGAGACGGAAGUUGACUUUGUAUUUGAGGAGAUGGAGAAAGGUGCGAGUUAUGGUUAAAUGGUAAGAGAGAAGAUGGAGAGAGGUGCGAGGUAUGGCUAAGUGGAAGAGAGUGCGAAUGGAUUAGGAGAAUGUGGUGUUUAGGGUUAUCACAUUGUGGUAGAAUGAUUGUGAUUUCAAUUUUGUGGUGGCGAUAGCGAGGACAAAUGGGGUGUUUUAACAUUUGGAUCGUUUUCAUCCUGUGGUUGAGCUAGAAAUUGACAAAAUUUGAUUGAUAUAAGUAAGGGUCAAGUCAGUCCAAAUCUUGUAAUGAUUUUUUCUUUAUUUCAAACCAUGAAUACUUGUGGGUUUUGAUUAAACCAAUUGAAUCAGUCGGUUAAAUCCAAGUUUCC
Mangifera indica (mango) is the source of this 1985-nucleotide messenger RNA. Its product is annotated as transcription initiation factor IIB-2. Gene Ontology annotation, molecular function: TBP-class protein binding. The record is from RefSeq and is a predicted model, not a curated record. Gene Ontology annotation, biological process: DNA-templated transcription initiation; transcription preinitiation complex assembly. Gene Ontology annotation, cellular component: nucleus; transcription preinitiation complex. The coding region runs from base 220 to 1158 and encodes 312 amino acids. Lineage: Eukaryota; Viridiplantae; Streptophyta; Magnoliopsida; Sapindales; Anacardiaceae. The transcript is spliced from 8 exons.